AUAAUACAACUUGGUUCUUGCACAAUACGCAAAAAUCUGAGGAAUUGUAAGAAGUGAGUCUGAAAACUAGUCAAAUAUCUAUAAAUAUGGUCUGAGAACUAGAAAGAAAGAAAAAGCUGAAACCCAACCAAUUUAACGAUGGCAGAAGCAGUAAAGAGGUAUGCAGUUGUGACAGGAGCUAACAAAGGGAUUGGAUUUGGCACAGUUAAGCAGUUGGCUUCCAACGGCAUCGUAGUUGUGUUAACUGCUAGAGAUGAGAAGAGGGGUCUUGAAGCUCUUGAAAAACUGAAAGAUUUUGGCAUUUCUGAUGUCGUUGUUUUUCAUCAGCUUGAUGUAACAGAUUCUGUUAGUGCUGCUAGAUUGGCGGAUUUUGUCAAAACCCAAUUCGGAAAACUCGAUAUCUUGGUAAACAAUGCAGCAGUUGUUGGAAGCAUAGUAACCCCUGAAGAUUUCAAAUCAGCUUCAAGUGGUAAGAGGCCUGAAGAAAUCAAUUGGAGUGAAAUACCGACCAUACCAAACGACGAGGUAGCGGAACAAUGCCUGAAGACAAACUACUAUGGUACCAAGAGUGUGACUGAAGCGCUUUUGCCCCUCCUCCAGCUGUCUGAUUCUCCAAGAAUCGUUAAUGUUUCUUCCGGUGUUGGUAAACUAAUGAAUUUUCCAAAUGGAUGGGCGAAAGAGGUACUAAGUGAUGCCGAGAGACUUACAGAAGAGAAGAUAGAUUCUGUGUUGAUUAUAUUUUUGGAAGACUUCAAAAAAGGAGACACCAAAAUCUGGUCUCCUAUUUUUCCACCCUAUACAGUCUCAAAAGCAGCCUUGAACGCAUACACUAGGAUUCUGGCCAAGAAGUAUCCGAAUUUCUGCAUCAAUUGUGUGAGCCCUGGAUUUGUCAAAACAGAUAUAACCUUCAAUGUUGGCAACUUAACCAUCGACGAAGGUGCUGAAAGCCCCGUCAGGUUGGCGCUACUUCCCAACGGUGGUCCUACUGGUCUCUACUUUGGUCAGAAAGAAGUCGCUUCGUUCUGAGUACUUAAUAGUUUUUACACAAUGUAACAGAUGAAGGGACUUUCGUAAUAGGGGUGUGUGUGAUCACUUUCUCUAGAAAUUUUUAUGAUGAUUGUUAAAGAAAUUUUUCUUAGACAUUUAUAAUAAAUAAGUGUCAAUGCUGCAA
Messenger RNA from Pyrus x bretschneideri (Chinese white pear), 1171 nucleotides. RefSeq names its product (+)-neomenthol dehydrogenase-like. Bases 139 to 1026 code for a protein of 295 amino acids. Gene Ontology annotation, molecular function: oxidoreductase activity, acting on the CH-OH group of donors, NAD or NADP as acceptor. NCBI's taxonomy places the organism in Eukaryota, Viridiplantae, Streptophyta, Magnoliopsida, Rosales, Rosaceae. Gene Ontology annotation, cellular component: membrane. The record is from RefSeq and is a predicted model, not a curated record. The transcript is spliced from 5 exons.